Messenger RNA from Juglans regia (Persian walnut), 2384 nucleotides. Its product is annotated as protein PSK SIMULATOR 1-like. The transcript has a single exon. Lineage: Eukaryota; Viridiplantae; Streptophyta; Magnoliopsida; Fagales; Juglandaceae. Gene Ontology annotation, biological process: positive regulation of growth. The record is from RefSeq and is a predicted model, not a curated record. The coding region runs from base 374 to 2119 and encodes 581 amino acids.
UCUCUUUUUUGAAUUAAAUCAUUUCAUUCACUGCUUCUCAGUCGUCCCAAGUGUGCGCGCCUCUCUCGACCACUUCACCUCCUCCAUCGCCCUUGAUUUCAACCCCAAUCCAUCUUUUUUUCCAUCCGCUCUCGCUUCUCUCUCUCCCCCUUUUUCUUUGUCUCGAAUUCGCACUCCUAUUGUCUCCUCCACGCGUACUCAAAUGAACAGCCACGCCAAUCUUCUUCAUCUUCACUGAGUCCUCAGCACGCGGAUUGUGGUGUAUCAAGAUUAAUGUAACAGAUCGGGAUUUUUUGGCUUUGAAUUCUGCUGCUUAGAAGAUUUCGUUUUUUGUUUUCUCGGUGGUGGGGAGUUUCUGGGUUUGGAGACAGCAAUGGUUGCGGAGCCCUGGAUUGUGAAGAUGGGCAGCCAGGUGAGCUCGAAUCUCAAGCACGCGCUACUCCUCGAACCAUCCAAGAAGAAGAGUUUAAAAAACAACCAAGUUCCAAAUCAAACAAUUGGCAUCCUUUCCUUCGAAGUCGCCACCGUGAUGUCAAAGACCGUUCACCUCCACAAAUCCCUUACAGAUUCCGAGAUCUCCAAGCUCAUGACCGAGAUCUUGAAAUCGGAGGGAGUGUUGAACCUGGUGUCCUCCGACGAGUCCUACCUUCUGGAACUCGCUCUGGGGGAGAAGCUCGACGACUUGAACAGCGUCGCCAGCGUGGUCUCUAGGCUGGGCAAGAAAUGCUCCGAGCCGGCCUUGCAAGGGUUCGAGCACGUGUACGGAGACGUUGUGAGUGGGGUUAUUGAGGUGAGGGAAUUGGGUUUUUUGGUGAGGGAUAUGGAAGGAAUGGUGAGGAAGAUGGAGAGGCUCGUGAAUGCGACUGCGAACCUGUACAGCGAAAUGGAGGUGUUGAAUGAGCUGGAGCAGGCGACAAAGAAGUUCCAGCACAAUCAGCACGAGGAGAGUAAGCGGACGUUCGAGCAGAAACUGAUGUGGCAGAGGCAGGACGUGAGGCAUCUCCAGGAGAUUUCGCUUUGGAACCUUACGUACGAUAAGGUUGUGGAGCUCUUAGCCAGGACAGCGUGCACAAUAUACUCUAGGAUUUGUACAGUGUUUGGAGACCCUGCAAUGAAAAAGAAGAACAAUCAAUGUGGGCCAUUCUCGGGACAGAUUGAUUUGCAUCGUCCUCUUCAUACGGGUCCGGGCUCGGAACCGUUGAAACGGGUUCUUAGCAGGAGUAAUGGGUGCCAUUCGGGCAAGAAAAGGGUGACGAGCUUUAAUCCUCAAAUUGAUUCGCGGAGGGGAGAGAUAUCGCUGUUCCGACCUGAAGAUCUUAAUUUCCCGUGUGGAACGAGCCCAGGGAGGCUUUUCAUGGAUUGUCUUAGCUUAAGCAGCUCGGUUUCCAAGUUUGAGGAUGAUGAAGAUGAUGCUGUUGAUCGCGAGGACCAAAGUAGCCAAGUUUCAGGAGUUUAUAGCACUGGUAAUCCUGCUUUGAAAAGAUCCGAGCACACGAAUCACUCUAAUCUUCUCAAUCGAUCCCGAAGUGUUGCAUACAAAUCCGGUGAGAUGCAAAGUGCUCGGUUCGGCGCCAAAAGCCGGUUGACGGUCUAUGCUCCUCCCAACACGGUGGGAGGCUCUGCUUUAGCCUUACAUUAUGCAAAUAUUAUAAUUGUCAUAGAAAAGUUACUUCGCUACCCCCAUCUCGUGGGUGAAGAAGCCAGGGACGAUUUGUAUCAGAUGUUGCCGACGAGCUUAAGAAUGUCUCUGAGGACUAAUCUCAAGUCAUACGAGAAUCUUGCAAUAUAUGAUGCUCCUCUUGCACAUGAUUGGAAGGACAACCUUGAUGGCAUUCUGAAGUGGCUUGCGCCACUUGCUCAUAACAUGAUCAGGUGGCAAAGCGAGCGUAAUUUCGAGCAACAUCAAAUCGUUACGCGGUCAAAUGUUCUGCUACUUCAGACACUCUAUUUCGCCGACAGGAAGGGCACGGAGGCAGCAAUAUGCAAGCUUCUAGUGGGGUUAAAUUACAUAUGUCGCUACGAGCAUCAGCAAAAUGCCUUACUGGACUGUGCCAGCAGUUUUGAUUUUGAGGACUGCAUGCAAUGGCAAUUGCAAUGUGGAGCUGCUUAUCUUCAUUGACCACAUAAUUGGAUUUUGAAUACAUGAAGUGGGUGAGCUUUCGCACAUUUGUCUUGGUUCCCGAUACUUGUAUGAACAGUGAACACACAGAUGAUAGUUCAACACGAUGUGAAUAUCUGAGCUUUCGCACAUUGAAGAAGUAUCAUGUUGCAAGGUACGUGAAUAUGAAUUUUCAAAUACAUAGUUCCAAUUAUUUAUGCAACAAAAAAAUGUAUCAUUUUCUUUCUAUGUCGAAGUUGUAUAUAUAUGUUCGAAGUUGUUUUUC